Molecule: messenger RNA, 7476 nt
Organism: Tetrahymena thermophila SB210
Lineage: Eukaryota; Ciliophora; Oligohymenophorea; Hymenostomatida; Tetrahymenidae
Product: dopey, amine-terminal domain protein
Exons: 15
Biological process (GO): Golgi to endosome transport
Cellular component (GO): endosome; trans-Golgi network
Source: RefSeq, a predicted model, not a curated record
AUGAAGCAAAGCAUAUAGAAAGAGACUGAGCUUCUCAAGAAUAAAUUAUCUUCCUACUUAAAGGAUUUCUAAAAAAUAACAGAUUGGCCAUCUGUUAAUAAUUGGCUUUUAAAGCUAGAACAAGCUUUCAAAGAUCAUCCUACUCCAUACUUAGAAGAUAAAUUAGUUUUAGCCAAAAGAUUAAGCUAAUGUCUAAAUCAUAAUUUACCUGUAGGCACUCAUAAAUCAACUUUAACAGUUUAUAAAUUGAUUUUUAAUAAUCUCAAACUUAUCCAUGAUAUUGAUGAUUCUCCUGAUUCUGUAAAAAAACACAUAUCUAAAAAUCUCCAUAUAUUUAGCUUAGGGUUAUUUCCCUUUUUUUCUGGUGCAUCAGCUCAAUUGAAGCCAGAUAUUUUAGAUAUAAUAGAAACUCACUUUUGCCCAUUAGAAAUGGAUUUAAUUCCUUGCUCCGUCGGAUUAAUUGUUAGUAUUUUACCAGGUGUAGUUGAGAAUAAUGAAGAAAUUUAGCGCAAAACAUUUUAGAUAUUUGAGUAAUUGUAAGUUAAGAUAGGUAAGAAAUAUUUAUACGGGGCUUUAUGGCUGAGCAUUUUAAGGUUACCAAGGACGAGAGUAGCAGCAUAUACUUGCUUGUCAAAGUUAUUUAAAAAAAAUGAUUAAUAAAAUCUUGCUUCUAUUGAUAUCGAACCUCAUAUAAUUAAAAAAUUGCAAUAAAGUAACUAAUUUACACAAGAAGAAGUUUUUUUCUCACAAACUGAGGAAACUACAGAAAAUUAUUCCCCAUUUAUAAAAGUGUAUGAAUAGCAAAGAAACUUAGAUUUAGGUGUAAGGAAUAUUGAAGAUUAGCAUUUAGAAGAAGAUCAUAUAUUCAAUGAAUAAGAGGUUAUGCUUCAAAAUAUAAACGAAGUUAAAAACUAAGACGAUUUCAAUGCAAGGUUUCCAAAUAAAAGCGCUUUAAUAUUAAAUGCACUUGUUUAGACACUCGAAGAUGAAAAUAACUAAACGAAAAAAUUUGGUUUAGAUUUUCUUUUAAACUAUUUUCCUAUCUUAGGAGAUUCAUUAAGCGAGUCUGAUAAAUUGGUUUUAACACAAUGCGUGUUAUAUCUAUUUUUAAAAAAUGAGUAUUCUAUAGUGUGGAAAUGUCAUUAGUGGCUUUUUGGUGAAGCUGAUAUAAAUAGUAAUUUUUAGAUUGGAGAACAUAACAGAGUGGUAAAUGAUUACUUUAUAAAAAAUGCUAUAAUAAAUAUAUUUGAUCACAGUCACUCAGAUUUGAAUGCUCCAAUAAAGAUAAUUCAAACAUUUUAUAUGAAAAACAAUCACAUGAUUGCAGACUCUCUCAAAACUAUUAGUUUUUAUUUGAUAAAAUACAUAAAAUAGCAUUUUGAAAAUUAAGAAGUAUAAAAGAGCUCGUUGAGAUUGUUUGAAUGUGUUUAUAAUUACUUUGAUGUUAUUUUCUCAAGUUUGUGUGAUCAUUAUGAUGAAUUAAUUAAAUAAAACUUGGAGAAUUAAUUAAGAAAAGAUUUUUACUUUAAUGAAAAAGUUUAUACACUUGAAUUGAUAGAAUUUACUUUUAUUAAAAUGUUUGUUUAUCACUCUGAAAUGGAGUUUUCAGAAUUAAGCAAAACAAUUUAACCUCUUAUAUCAAGGCUAAUUUCAUAUCUAUCUGAUGAAGUUAGCAACGUAAUAGAUGAUUAGCAUUCAAUUCUGCUCAGAUGUAUUUUUUAACUUACUGAAUAUUUAAGAAAAAUAUUAGAAGAAUUGGAAAAGAGUGGGAGUGAUAUUAAAUUGCUUCAGAUGGAUGAGACUUAUGAAUUUUAUGUUUAGACAUUUGAAAAAUACUAUUUAAGGUUGUGUUAUCUUUUAACAGAAACUUUAAACGAGGAAAAAUUAUAAAAAAAGCAAAAUAAAACAAAUUAAAUUGAGCUAUUGAUAGAUCCUAUGGAUUCUAAGCUUCAUUCACAAAAUUCAGGAAACUAAUAGCAGUAAAGUUAAUAAAACUAGCUUUAAUAGCAAGCUUCGAAUAGAUUAAGCGAUUAGUCACGUAAGGAAAUAGAAGAUUAAGCAGAAAAUACCCAAAAAAGGUAUGAGGAGUGUCUUUAUAACAUGUUUGACUAAUCUUCUAAAAUUAUUUUAAGUCUGCAUAAACUCUACUUGGGGUAUUACAAUUGGCAAAUAAAAUUUGACAGUGCACCUGAAUGGAUUAAAAAGAUAUAUUUAAUUAUAGAAAUAAGCAAGUAAUAUUUCCCAAAGAUUGAGCUUUUUUGCAUAGACAGCCUUAUAGAAAUAGUCACUUAUAAAUGCAAACAUUAAGAUAGAUUUAAUCUUUUAUAGUGUUUUGUAGAAGAAGACUCGAAAAUUACAUAAAUUACUAAAAUUCUUUGGUCCAACCUUGAAUUAUCUAAUCAACAAAAGAGAAUCAUUGACUAUCUUGUAAUUCUAAUGAAUAAAUUUCCUAAACUAUUUACAAAUGUUGUUGAAUCUUCUUUUAAGCAAAAUAAUAGCCUUAAGUUAUAAUCAGCGAUGAAAGGAUUUAUGACUUUCUAUAGAAUGACAAAUAAUUACAUAACCAAAAAUAGCUCAAGCAAUUUGGGUUGUGGUUUAUUUUAGAUGCUAGAUCUCUUAUCAAAUAAAAAUCCAAUAUUGAGAAAUGUUGUGAAAACAUUUUUGAUGGAAAAUACAGCUUUAUUAUUUAGGGUACUUGAUCCGUUUUUGAUCGAGCUUUUGGAGUGUUAGCAUAACUGCCGAGUAUAAUAUAAGUAUUCGAAUUUGUUUAUUUAUGAAGAAUCCUAUGAUUGUUAGAGAAUUUUAUAUUUGAUUAAAUUGCUUGAAUAAACCUUAGAAAUCUUGAAAGAUAUUUUUGUGAGCUACAUUUUUUCUGUUAAAAUAAGCUCUCACCUUUCAAAUAAAAUCAGAUCAUCUAAAUUUUAUAACUAAUUUGAUUUAUCAAAUGCAACUUAUAUGGAUGUUAUUUGCAAUAUAACUGUAAGAUUUAUUUAGGGUUAAACACCUUUAGAUUUACUUGAAAAUAGAAAAGAAGCACUUUCUAUGAGCUUUGUCUCUUCAGAUGACGAAGAAGAGGGGAAUGAAUAAGCAGAAAAUUUAAAAAAUACCAAAUUAAAUAAUUAAAUUAGUGGAGAUAAUUUAGAAUCUCCUAAAUUAACAUAGAAGUAACAUAGCAAAAGAAAGAGAGAAUAAGCUCAUGAAGAGUAAUUUAGAUUAGAAAAUUAAUAGAUAAACUCUUUAUGCAGCGAAUAUCUUGACAAACUCAUUUAAUAUGCUGAAAACAAAUCUACAGCAAUUAAAAUUCUCAACUUAACAUUAGAAAAAAUUCUAAUUACUUUAAAGUUUUUGAUUUAGAAUAAAAAUUUAGUCAUUUAAGUUGAGCUAAUUAACUUGAUAUAAUCAAUUGUAAUGAAAUUUAAGCAAAUUUGUAAAAAGAAGAGCUAAGCAGAUUAAAUACCAUCUUAAUCUUAAGUUUAACAGCAAUAAUAAAACUAAAAUAGCUUAAUUCAAAAUAAUCAAAAGGUUACUUCAUCAGUUUAAGGAGGAUUUAAAAUUGCAGAAGAAAGUCUUAGAAAUGCAAUUGAAAUGUUUGGCAGUUAGUUAUUUUUUUCUAAUCUUUUAGAAGGUUUUGAACUUUCAGAAGAUCCUUUCGUUAGGAGUAGGUAUAUUUAUGUAAUAACUAUAGGUAUUUGGACUCUAAGUGAUGCUUUUAGCGAAGAAAAUUUAAAAGAUAUAGUAACUCUUAUUUUUGUUAAAUAUUAUGCCGUCCUUAAAUCAGUCAGGAUGUAAGAUAUUAUACAAUCUACAGACUUAACAGAGGAAGGAGAAUUUUCAAAUAACGAAGAAAUUUCAGAUUUAUCGUAAAGUGCUGCUGCUUCUAUUAUUCAAAAUAGCAUCAAAGAGAAUUAUUUUACAAGAGAUAGAGCAUAACAAGGAGGUUAAUAUGAAACAGAUAUGGGAUUUGAAUAUUAAAAAGGGUAUGCUAGAAAUAAAUCAACUAAGAAAAGAACUAUGUUUUUGGGAAAAAAUACCUAAAAUGAUUAAAGUAAUAAAAGCAAAAAAAACUCUGCAUAAAACGCAAAUAGCUAAACAAACUAGAGUUUAUUAGAUGAGAAUAAAGAAUCGAUUUCUGAUUAAAAAAAAAAUAUUAGAAACGAAGAAGAAGAAGAUCAUGAUGAAGAUGAUUACUUAAAAAGUGAAUAAGAAAUGAAUUUAUCUUCUCAAUUUAAAUGCUAAGAAAUUAGAAAUAUUUGUGACUCUAUAAAAUCGAUAUUAAAUUACUUUUUACAGUUUAAGGAUUCAAAUGGAAUGACAUUUGUAUCUCUUUAAAAUAAUUAAUCUCCAACUAAAUCUAUCUCAUAAGCUAUCAAUCAGUAAUAAUAGCAUUAUAAAAUGGCUUCUGCUUUAUAUGACAUCAUAACGCUAAAAUUCCUGAAUAGUAAUGCUCUCAUGUCUAAUUCAAGCAAUAAUAACUCUUAGAAUUAAUAGUAUCAAGAUCGUUUCUCGUACCUCCCAUCAAUAAACAUUUAAAGUAACUCAACAGCUUCCACUUCUACUGCUGCCGAUUCAAGAUCUAGUAGUUCUUCUUAAACUAAUCUUGAUCCUUUAUCUCAAUUAAAUUUCCAAUGUUUGAAAGAGAAGUAACACCCUGUAGCAUGCAACUUAAUUAUGCUGGAAUUACCAAAUCUGAUUACUUCUUACCUGAAUUGCUGGAGCUUGAGCAGUAAUACAGAUUCGAAUCUAAUUUUUAAUAGGUAAGGUACUAAAUUUUACAACUUCUCCUAAUUUGAGGGCUACAAUUAAAGGCUAUAAAAAAUAUUAAAUUACCUGUCAGAUUCAAAUAAUGAUUUCCUCUUUCAGGAUUUGAUAAAAGUUGAAAUUCUAUCAGUAAUCUAUCCCCUGAUCCAAUAGUUCCCCAUACAAACCCUUCAUGCUUUCUUGUAAAUUUGGAUUCAUCAGUGUGAUUCAUCUUUCUUUGUCCCUUACAGCUAGAGAGAUAGAAGUUAAUCUGCAAAUAUAUUUUAAAUAAACUAAGCUGCUAACAAUAUCGUAUGUUAAGACAAUUAAGAAAAAGUAAUGACAAAAAUUUUGGAAAUCAUUAGCUAUAUGAAUGUGAAAAUAGAUUAUAUAAUUACCAGUUUAGCUAAGUCUCCAACAAUUCAGUCUAUUAGAAACUAUUACAUCUAAAGGUUGUAAAUGCCUAAAGAUUAAGCUCUAAUUAAUUCACAAAUAGCAUAGCAAGAGUCUUAAAUUCUAUUUUUUUUAUUUGAGCUUAUUUCUUAUUAAUAUUUAGAUCUUACAUCAUCACAGAAUCAGUAAAUAAUAUCUUCUUUCUGGUUCUAAUUGGUAGCAUUUUUAUCAACCUUCAAUACAUCUAAGCAUCCCACUACAUGCAUAUGGGUUUUAGAUAUUGUUCUUGCUGCAUCUAGGAAAUACAGUCCCAAAGAAAUUUUAAAUGAAAAGAAUAUCCGUCAAGAUCUCCAUGAGCUUAUUAAAAUCCAUUUGACAAAUUUAGCAAACUUUUCGAUAUAGAAAAUACAAUUUAACUCUACAACUGAGAGAAAUUUUACUUAACGUUCAUCUGUCAAGCAACCUCAAAAAUCUCAAGCAGCUGAUUAACCAUAACAACAACAACAACAACAACAACAACAACAACAACAACAACAACAACAACAACAACAACAACAACAACAACAACAACAACAACAACAACAACAACAACAACAACAACAACAACAACAACAACAACAACAACAACAACAACAACAACCAUUCUUUGAACUUUUUGCUCCUUUUUCUCCCACAAUAUACGAACUAUUUGAUAAUUAUUAGAGGAAUUUUAAUACGAAUUAAACACAAGAUCUACAUAGCUUUGAUGGAAACAUUAGUUUCAGUAAUAGUGAUGGUUAAAAAAUUUCAAAUUAACAACAAACUGAAUCUAAUUUACUAAACUCGAACCCUAUCUACUACGAAAUAGAAAAAAAUCUUUUCCAAAUUAACCAAUCUACAAAUUAAAAUUAGACAGAGGAGUUAACUUUAGAAGAAAGAAGAAGCUCUUUUUGUAGUAACUACUCAUUUUCUUCUUCUUCAGCUAAUUCUCAUCCUCUCUUAACAAGAGAUUAAUAUUCUUUCAAAAUUAGUCUCUUAUCAUAUAAAGCUCUGAGAUCUUUGCUUUAUGAAGUCCUUCAGAAUUGCUUUGAUAGUUAAUAAAAAAUUUUAUAAACUGCAAAAGACAUUCUGGGUACUGUAAUUACUAAAGCCUUUUCAGAAAAGAAAAAUUCAAGCCACCAACUGAUUUUAGUAGAAUGUGCAAGUGAUUUAUGCAACAAACUUCUCACUUAAUCUCCAGAUUUUAUUAUGAAAGAAUUCAGAAAGAACUUGCUUGAAAUAUUUACAUCGAAUGAUUUCUUUAAGUGCAAUAUUAGAAUCCUAAACUACUGGAGAAGUAUUAUUAAUUGGCUUGAUGAAAGUGGAAAUCUUUUCACAGAAUUCUUUGAACGUGAAAGUUUCUUUUAAAGUUUGCUUAGUAAGAGUGAAGAAACUAAUUUAAAGAUAAGAAAAUUUUAGAGAAUCUGCUUUAUAAUAUACAGUGGUCGCUAAGAUAAGUAUCAUAAACAGCUAACUUUGCUGUUGGAAAACAUAGGAGAUAUAAUUAAAAACAUUUAAAAUUAAAGUCAUGAGUUAUUAAUUUUGGUUCUGUUCUGCUUACGUAUUCUAAUAUUAAGACUAAGUCCCAGAGUAUUAAAUGAAUUGCUUAGAAAUACUUGGCCGAUUUUAUUAACUCUUUUGCUUCAAAUUUUUGACAAAAAUAAUAAACUGUAAAGCUCAUCAUAAUAUGCAAAUUAAAUUUUAGGUAGUACCUUCACUUCAUCAUAAUAAACUAGUACUUCCUAAAGCCCUAUAAAUCCAAAUUUAGUCUUAGCUGCACUCAAACUGAUUGAGCAAAUAUCUUAUGUCUAACUAGAAGAAUUCUAUUUACAUCAAUGGAUGUUUUUAUUAGACUAUUUUGGAAUUUAGAUCUAAGCUCAUGAUGGAUAGCUUAAUAACAAUAGUUAGCAUCCAUCUACAAACAAUAAAUUCAAAGGAUAAAUUAAUUAGAUCGCUUAAAAUACUUCUAUAAGUGAAGAAAAAUUAAUAUCCCCAUUUAGCACAGUUCCUCUACUCACUAGCUAUUUCCCCUCUCUCCACAAAGUAGAUUACCAAAAUAAACUACUAGAAGAUGAUGUGUCCUCUGAUGUAUAGAAAAAAUCUAGAAAGAUAAUAUUCACUUAAUCUCAUGUAGAAGACAUUGAAGAAAUAUAGAGUAAAAUAUUGUUCUUCUGUUAGUAUAUAAUAAACUUAAAUCAACAAAGAUGGAAUGUUGACUUGAAAUAAUUAGAAUCUAUAAUAGAGUGUGAUUUCAUAGAUUUCGAUUUAUAUAUUUAUCGCUAAGACAAGAGUGCAAACAAAAAAUAAUAUCAAAUAUAACAUUUAUGA